Molecule: messenger RNA, 5505 nt
Organism: Thalassophryne amazonica
Lineage: Eukaryota; Metazoa; Chordata; Actinopteri; Batrachoidiformes; Batrachoididae
Gene: znf740a
Product: zinc finger protein 740a
Exons: 22
Coding region: 414-2429 (671 amino acids)
Biological process (GO): negative regulation of transcription by RNA polymerase II; regulation of immune system process; regulation of cytokine production
Cellular component (GO): nucleus
Molecular function (GO): RNA polymerase II cis-regulatory region sequence-specific DNA binding; DNA-binding transcription activator activity, RNA polymerase II-specific
Source: RefSeq, a predicted model, not a curated record
AUGCUUGAUGCAUUUUAAAUGUGCACGAUACAUUUUUGCUGUCGUUUUUACGCCGCCUACGCUCAGGCGAGGCAGGGAAGGCGUUGAUUUAAUAUUACAGCGUCAGCCAUUGCUAGGUAGCUAACAAAUGUUAGCUUAGCCACUGGGAGGGGGAGCUGCUCACAACGACGGCCAUCACGAUCGGCUUCAUCGUCCAGAUAGACUCCUCAUAUAGACUGCAGUUCUUUUGUCGUUUUCCUAGUAGUAGGCAUAUCGCUUGUACCUAUGUGUUGCGUGCAGCUAAUGUGUCAGAGAUGUCCAGUUUUAAUACUAGAUGAGUGAGGUGGGUGUGGCUUCCCACCAGCCCGACCAUCCUGAUUGACGGAUCUCUGGAUGACCUUGUCCCCACCCCUGUCCCUGCGCUCACUUACACCAUGUCACACCUGCCCAGCAGCUCAGUCCGCGACCAUAUGAAAUGGGCAGGGCUGCUUGGCUGUGAAGCUGUCCUUUCCAGUAUGGCCCUGAUGCAAGCGAGCACCAUGGCUGCUCCGCCCAAAAAAAUGAUGGCUCCCCUCGGCCAUGCACCACCACCACCACCACCCCCAACACAGAGAGAAGGACCAGAUCGUCCUCCCCAGAGCCAUAUGAUCCUCCCAUCUGGGAUGAGCUGUCCACCACUGCUCAUCCGGAAGGAAGGUGAAUUUCAAGCGCCGCGUUUGCUGGAUGAGAAGGAGAUGAGGGCCAAUGAGGACCUGCAGCAGAAAAAAAAGAACAGGAAGUCUGUAACGCCCUGUAAAGUGAGAGAGCAAGAAGGAAGGGGAGGAAAGGGCACAGGUACAGAUGAGAAUGGGCCAUCAUCCAAAGUUCAAAAAAACUUUAUAUGUGAUCACUGUUACGGAGCAUUUCGGAGUGGAUAUCACCUUAAGAGACACAUCCUCAUUCAUACAGGGGAGAAGCCGUAUGCUUGUGCCGUAUGUGACAUGAGGUUUAUUCAGCGUUACCACCUGGAGAGACACAGCCUCAUUCACACGGGGGUGAAGCCGUUCGCUUGUUCCAUAUGUGACAUGAGAUUUUUCCAGCGUUACCACCUGGAGAGACACAGACUCACUCAUACGGGGGUGAAGCCGUACGCUUGCUCCAUGUGUGACAUGAGGUUCUUCCAACGUUAUCAUCUGGCAAGACACAGCCUCACUCAUACUGGGGUAAAACCAUAUGCUUGCUCCAUGUGUGACAUGAGAUUUUUCCAACGAUACCACUUGGCAAGACACAGCCUCACUCACACGGGGGUGAAGCCAUAUGCUUGCUCCAUGUGUGACAUGAGAUUUUUCCAGAGAUACCACCUGGCAAGACACACUCUCAUCCAUACUGGGGUGAAGCCAUACGCUUGCUCCAUGUGUGACAUGAGGUUCUUCCAGCGUUACCAUUUGGCAAGACACAGCCUCACUCAUACUGGGGUGAAGCCAUAUGCUUGUACUAUGUGUGACAUGAGGUUUAUACAACGUUACCAACUGGAGAGACAUAGUCUCACUCACACGGGGGUGAAGCCGUACGCUUGCACCAUGUGUGACAAGAGGUUUUUUCAGCGCUACCACCUGGCGAGACACAGCCUGACUCAUAUGGGUGUGAAACCUUAUGCUUGCACCAUGUGUGACAUGAAGUUUUUUCAGCGUUACCACCUGGCGAGACACAGCCUCACUCAUACGGGUGUGAAACCUUAUGCUUGCAACAUGUGUGACAAGAGGUUUUUUCAGCGCUACCACCUGGCAAGACACAGCCUCACUCAUAUGGGUGUGAAACCUUAUGCUUGUACCAUGUGUGACAUGAGGUUUAUUCAGCGUUACCACCUGGCAAGACACAGCCUCACUCAUACGGGUGUGAAACCUUAUGCUUGCACCAUGUGUGACAAGAGGUUUUUUCAACGCUACCACCUGGCGAGACACAGCCUCACUCAUAUGGGUGUGAAACCUUUUGCUUGUACCAUGUGUGAGAUGAGGUUUGCCCAGCGUUACCACCUGGCGAGACACAGCCUCACUCAUACGGUUGUUCAGUGGAACUGGUAUGACGUCCAAAGACGGGUGAAGCCGUAUGCUUGUUCCAUGUGUGACAUGAGGUUUAUUCAGCGUAACCACCUGGAGAGACACAGCCUCACUCAUACGGGAGAGAAGCCAUUCGCUUGCGACAUGUGUGAUAUGAGGUUUAUUCAGCGAUACCACCUUGAAAGACACAAGCGUGUUCAUAGCGGGGAGAAGCCUUACCAGUGUGAACGCUGCCAGCAAAACUUUUCACGGACAGAUCGGCUGUUGAGACAUCGGCGGUUGUGCCAGGGUCGCAGUGUAGCCAAGGUAGAGAACCAGCCAUGCUGCGAACCACGCCCGUAUCCCCAAGAACCCCCACCUCCACCCCCAACUUGGAGUCCACUGCAUCCCCCUCCAGGUCGGCUGGCUGUCUGACAUUCCAUACUGCCUACAUCCACAGCAUCACCAGAGGCAGAGCGAGCCACAGGGUUUCUUCUUCUCAGCUCAGUGCUGGGUGGUGCCACACUUGAGCACACAGUGAUCCCACAGGUCCAGAAUUGGGAUUACCAACUGCAUAGGGACAUUUGAUUACUUUUGUUUUUAAUGAGACUUUUCUGUGAUGAACAGUGGUCUCGUUUUAAGUGCAACUUUUUUUGGGGGGUGGGGGCGUAUAUUGAUCAAAUGUCUGCUUUUGGUGAUGCUCUGGAAAGGCAGUGUGUGUUCCUUAUCCCAACGGGGAAAAAAAUGGGAUGAAGUGAUGAAGGCAGUUACUUGAUAUUGCUCAUCCCCACUAUUUUGGCCAUUUUGACUCAAAAGGACGGGCAAAUUAACUGCAUGAGCUUGACAGUCUACACAGGUUAAGUAUUUUGUUCACAUCUCACGGAGAACAUCUGUUACAUUCCGUCACAGCUGAGAUUGUGGGUGAUAGGGGAGGUGACAGAUUUUAAUCUCCAUCACCAACUCUGAACCAUCAUCUAAUCUGACUAUGAUUUGUACAUCGGGAGUUCCCAGACUUCAUCAGAUGGUGAGGUACUGUUUCAUGACUACAUUGUGUAAAUAAUUAAAAAAAAAAAUUAUUUCAUUAUGGAGGUUGUGGAAUUUUUUUUUAAAUGCACAAAAUGGUCCAAAAUGAGACUGAAACAUAAAAGUUGGUUCAGAUACUGUUACAGCCAUGGCUGCAGGAGGAUAUUUGAGGAAAAAGGUGUACAGUAUGUAACUGUGACACGGUGCAGACUCAUGAGGAAGCGGCACUAGGAUGACGGUCGUUGCAAGAAUUUUCAACUGUACAUAUUGGAAGGCUGCAGUAUUACAGCAGCUGGCCACCUCUCCCAACUCUGUCCAUACAUCUUGGUCUAAAAUAGUGCAGGUUAGCCACACGAGCAAGUCCCAUUAUGUCGUUUGUACACACUCUGAGAUAGUGGGAGUAUACAAAUCUUGUGGCCUUAGUGUUUUUUUGUUUGUUUGUUUUUUUUUUUGUUUGUUUUUUUGGCCUUUUUAUUAUUAACUGUUUGUUGUUGUGGAUCAAAUGUAUUUACUAAGACAAGACAGCCUUUUGUAAUCGUGCGUUACUCACUGAAGCUGUGGAACGUUGACUACAGGCGCUAAAUUAGGACAAGGUUGUCUAGUGGAGAGGUUGGCUUUAGAUCAUAAUGAAUAUUUUCAGUCAUUGUUGCUCAUUACAGUCUAAUGCAAGAUGUAAUCAUUAAGGUACCCCUGGAGUAGUUAGUAGUCCUCUGUUGUGUCCCACUGCAGUGCUUGGGUCAGUCACAGGCCUUAGCUGAGGUAACACUUUGACACUGCUACACACUAACAACUGCCUUCUUAUCCAAAUAUGUGGUUGGUGUGUGUGUGUGUGUGUGUGUAUUGGAUUUCUGUCAUGUCAUUUGGUUUAGCCUUAAAACACAAAUAAUCAUUGUAGUACUAAUUGAUACUGUAAAGAACAAUAUUUUGUACUUUUGAGAAAACUGAUGAUUGUACUGUGUGAAAUUGUCAGACAGCAGAGAGCCAGUUGAUCAGGGCCACUUUGACUGUGCAAGAAUUUCUCAAACUUGAUCCUUUUCUGUAAUUAACUAGUCAGCUAGUGUUUUCGUUCUCCUAACUGGACUUUCAACAAGAAAUGUCAGAGCUGGAGUGUUGGUUAUGUCGACAAAGCAAGUCACAAAUCCUGGUCUAAACCAGCAGAGGUCUGAAUGUAGGCACAGGGCAACUAAAACAUGUUUAGUGGAAGGUUUCUAUCCCUAAAACAUCAUACUUUACAGUAACCUACCACCAGUUCUCAUGAAUAUUAGCAGGUCCAAACCUUUCACUUCAUUUUUAUUCAUGUUUGAUCUUUUAGCGUGCAGAGAGUCAAACCCACCAGCGGUGUUCUCUAUGAGCUACGGCCUCUGUGGGUGACCAGAUUGAGUGUGUUGAGACUAAUUCACAGACCAAGUCAUUGGGAGUUUGGUCUAUCGAAGGAAAUGGUUCUUUUCUCCUUUGAUUCAGCAGCUAUUGUCAACAUAAAUAUGUCUGAGUUAAUUGUUUUGAUGCACAAAUGUGGCAUAUUAAAGCUGGUUUUAAAAAAAAAUGCUUUAUUUAUAUCAAGGCUAAAUUUUCUGAGUUAGCGUGCAUAGAGAGGGAAUGCCGAGAUUCAGUUUCAAUGUAAUUCAAGUCAAAAGGCCAAAUUUGAGAAAUUCUGUUUUGCUCUAGAAAUGCUUCCAUAUUUAUGGAAUACUGCUGGUAUGAGCACAUAGUAUGAAUAAAAUUGCUAAAGGGCAAUAUGUUAUAUAUAGUUCACUUGUUAAAUACCUUUAUCAUUUGUUUUAGUAUUAUCAAACUCAUUGUUAAAAUGCAAUAGCGUCCUUGAGUGUCAGAUGAUAUUUAAUAUUUCAGCCUGUUUCAAGGAUUUAUUUGAGCAUUUUUCAUGUUUUGCUCUUUAUUUCAAGGACCUUUUUAUUUUUAUUCUGAUGAAAUUGUAAACACUGGAGUGAAAGAAAAAAGAAGAAACAAAAGAUGGCUAUUUUUUCCCCUUCAGACUGUACUAGAUUUUAAGUUUAGAUAAAGCCUGUUUCCUCGUGAGAGUAAGUGGACAGAAUGAUUUGGAUCAGUACAGUUGGGAGCCCAGUAUGUUAAGUCAUUCUAUAAAUUAGUGGCAGUAGUACCGAAAGAACGUUUUCUUAAAGUCCCUGGUAUUUGUAGUAAAUUAUAUUAAUAUGGUAUUAGAUGAACAACAGCAUAACAGUAGCUAUCACAGAUUAGUUGUUUUUUUGUUUUUUUUGUUUUGUUUUUUUGUUUUAUUAGUCUUGCAUGCAGAGUUAUGGUCCUCAGUUAAAAUAGGAUCUUGAUAUUGAUUAUUUUGUGUAGGGAAAAAACAAGUGCAUAAGAAUAACUUCUUAAAAAUGUUACAAUGAUUAUUGUAAAAUGGGCUAACAAAUAUGUACCCUUGUGAUCCAAUUAGUUUCAACUGUAAGAAAUUCAGAGGAGAGGCUUCUUACUAUUAUACUGAAAUAAAAGAAUUUGUAAAUGACUUUUA